CUCAGGCACGCCGAGGGCAGCUCGUGUGAGGUCCUCACGGCAAACCAAGAUGGCUGCCCCCGUGAUGAAGACAGUGAGAGGGUGGUCGGACCUAGCGCUGGGUGUACGCAGUGCUGUUCUGCGACUUCCAGGCCUCAGCCAGGUGAGGUGGAGCCGCUAUGGCCCUGAGUACAGGGAUCCCCAGAUUGACAAGGAAUAUUACCGCAAGCCCUUGGCAGAGCAGACUGAGGAACAGAAGUUUGAGCUGGAGCUCAGGAAGACACAGCUUAUCAAAGCUGCCCCAGCGACGAAAACAGGCUCUGUGUUUGAAGACCCAUUGAUCAGUAAAUUCACCAACAUGAUGAUGAAAGGUGGAAACAAAGUUCUGGCCAGAUCCCUCAUGACCAAGACUCUGGAGGCUGUGAAAAGGAAGCAGUUUGAGAAGUACCAUGCUGCUUCCCCAGAGGAGCGGGCAGCCAUUGAACGCAACCCCUACACCAUCUUCCACCAAGCCCUGAAAAACUGUGAGCCUGUGAUUGGGCUGGUACCCAUCCUCAAGGGCGGUCACUUCUACCAGGUCCCUGUGCCACUGUCGGACCGGCGGCGGCGCUUCCUGGCCAUGAAGUGGAUGAUUACCGAGUGCAGGGAGAAGAAGCCCCGGCGGAUGCUGAUGCCAGAGAAGCUGUCGCAGGAGCUGCUGGAGGCUUUUCACAACCAGGGCCCUGUGAUCAGAAGGAAGCACGACAUGCACAAGAUGGCGGAGGCCAACCGCGCCCUGGCCCACUACCGCUGGUGGUAGGGGCGGGGAGGCCGUGGGAGGAGCCGGGGCUCUCUGCUGCCUGAAAAGCGCCUGUGUGGGAGGAUGCAGUUCCAUUUUAGGGGCGGGCAGGCCUCCCAGGAAGGAGGGAGCGGUAUGUGCAUCGCCUUAGUCCUUCCCUUGUGGGCCAGGACUUGCUUUCCCUGCCCUGUCUCCUGCAGAGAGCCAAUACAUGGACUUGGAGUUCCCCCAGGAAACUUAGGGCCCCUCCCGCCUUGUCUUCCCUCCACUUAGGGUGGACGUUUGGGUGACGAAAGGAAGCAUUUUCAUAUCAGAAAGGUUUAUUAGAAAAUCCUCACCCUGCGCUGGAGCACGUGAUGCAGUGCCGCCACUCAUUAAAACCGACUGCGGGAAACACCUGUUCCCAAAGUCGUGCUCGUACAAAACGUA
Messenger RNA from Phyllostomus hastatus (greater spear-nosed bat), 1186 nucleotides. It is a transcript of the gene MRPS7, whose product is annotated as mitochondrial ribosomal protein S7. The coding region runs from base 50 to 778 and encodes 242 amino acids. The transcript is spliced from 5 exons. Gene Ontology annotation, biological process: ribosomal small subunit assembly; translation. Gene Ontology annotation, cellular component: ribosome. Lineage: Eukaryota; Metazoa; Chordata; Mammalia; Chiroptera; Phyllostomidae. The record is from RefSeq and is a predicted model, not a curated record. Gene Ontology annotation, molecular function: rRNA binding; mRNA binding; structural constituent of ribosome.